Messenger RNA from Fusarium mangiferae, 1557 nucleotides. RefSeq lists its product as uncharacterized. Lineage: Eukaryota; Fungi; Ascomycota; Sordariomycetes; Hypocreales; Nectriaceae. The record is from RefSeq and is a predicted model, not a curated record. The coding region runs from base 1 to 1557 and encodes 518 amino acids. The transcript has 5 exons. Gene Ontology annotation, biological process: regulation of DNA-templated transcription. Gene Ontology annotation, molecular function: zinc ion binding; DNA-binding transcription factor activity, RNA polymerase II-specific.
AUGGAACCAAUAAUCCUCCAAGAAGGACGCUUUGAGCCAUACUCUCCUGGAGUUAUUGAUCUUGAAGACUUCCUCGACAUUGAGCGCCUCUGUGAGGGAACUUCAACACCCCCAAAGUCAGCCCAACCUCUUACACCUUUAAACGAGAUCCCUAUCCCUGCUGCCACUAGCAAACAGCAAUGUUCCGAAAAGAAGAGACAGGAUGAUACACAAGGUGACUAUGAGACGAAUCGACCAUUUAAUCAGCAAAGGCGUAAAGGAAUUCGCUCAACUGCCUCAGUCCCUGAAUAUUCCGUCAUAUGUUUCCCCUCUAACCCCACCAAGCCCGAUGGGAUCAAGAAGAAGAGAAAGGACUUUGAUGAAAAAAGGAGGCUUGAAGUUGCGCGAGUCCGGAAAACUGGCGCUUGCUUCAGAUGCAAAGUUCGAAGAAUAUCUUGUGGCGUAGGGGCUCCAUGUCAAGCAUGUGAAAAAGCAGCUGGUAUUCUUGGAACUCAGUUGUGUAUCCGUGAGAAGUUGACGAAAAUGAGAUUCAGCUCAGGAGACCUUCACUAUAUCGAUUAUACUGCGAGAUUGCUAAACCAGGAGCUUAUCGCAGGCACAACUCAUCUUGGACCACAUCGAAAAGUCUCCUUGUCCAUGGACUACCUUGACAACCCAGUUCUUGAAGUUGAAGUACAGGAUUAUUAUGGAAACACAACACCACCAUGGUUCUGUUGCUGGGUCGUGACGGAUCAAGUUGGGGAGCAAGUCGAAUCAUACCGCCAAGAAAGCGCCCGCUAUGCCUUACCGCAGCUUCUUCCACCCAGCCAACUGAUUGACUGGGUCGAAAGAAUGAUCGUUCAUCAGGAUACCCGCUGCAUAGGCUUCCAGCAAACCGUGGAUUCAUUCGUCUUGAGAUACAGUCAAUCGGAAGCAUCCCUGCCUAUGUACGAAUUUGUCCGUAAAGUACACAGGCUCAAUUGUCUGACAAAGAUCCGCUUGGGCCUCAUUCUUUGCAUGGAAAGGGAGGGAAAUAUGACUCCGCCAUCUUGUGCGUUGCAUACCCAGUUCGGCCAGAUCUCAAAAGCGGCCUCCCAACCAAUAGAGAAAGAAGUUCUUCUUGAGCUCGAGAAAAUUGUCUUUGGAACUGCGGGCAUUGGGCCCGAUAACUCAAUAGCCCUCUGGGCCAGCCUGUGGUGUCUGAUUCUAAUGUAUCGGAAACUCGUCCACACAUAUAUGGCCUUCCAAGAAUUUCCUUGUCAUGUGCCUGAAGAGUACAGCGGGUUUCCGGAGUGCAAGCUCGAAGUCGGCACACAUUUCUAUCACUAUCUCGUGUCUAUCUAUGCAGCCCUGUUCCGCGUAACUAGUCCGCUCUAUGCCGACUUCCGGGUAGCUGCAACACGCAAGCUUCUCAACGAUGACGAGUCUCUUAUCGAAGCCUUCAUGAGCUUACGCACUGAAAGCUUCUAUUUCCAAAGAGAGUCCAUGUCUAUGUCAGCGUCACACGAUCAAUUGCUACGUAGAAUGAUACUGGAUCGAGAAGCGGGACUUAAGCCGAAACAACUACAGACAAAGUAA